Pocillopora verrucosa is the source of this 1547-nucleotide messenger RNA. Its product is annotated as pyridoxal phosphate homeostasis protein-like. Gene Ontology annotation, molecular function: pyridoxal phosphate binding. Gene Ontology annotation, cellular component: intracellular anatomical structure. The record is from RefSeq and is a predicted model, not a curated record. Lineage: Eukaryota; Metazoa; Cnidaria; Anthozoa; Scleractinia; Pocilloporidae.
ACUAACCUUCAAUGGCGGCCAAAAUCACAAAAUCUGCGCAUGUAUGAAGCGGUUCGGAAUUUUGUCUAUGGAAGGAGUUGGAAGUGCUCUUCGGAGUGUUAUUUCUCGAGUAAAAGAAGUAACAGCAAAGCGGUCGAGUGAGCUUCCUAAAACAGCUCCUCGUCUGGUUGCAGUCAGCAAGUUAAAGUCAUUAGACUAUGUUAUUGAAGCUUAUGACAAUGGACAACGACAUUUCGGCGAAAACUACGUUAAAGAACUGAUAGAAAAGUCAAAAGAUGUAAAGAUUCAGCCACUUAAUGACAUAAGGUGGCAUUUUAUUGGUCAUUUGCAGAGUAACAAAUGCAAUAACCUUGUUGGAGUGCCAAACCUUUUCAUGGUGGAGACUGUGGACAGUGUGAAGCUUGCCAACUCUCUUAAUGUUUCCUGGGGAAAACUAAACAAACCCAGUCCUCUUAAUGUUAUGGUACAAGUUAACACAAGCAAAGAAGAAAGUAAGAGUGGAUGUUUACGUGAUCGAUGUGCAGAGCUUGUGGAACACAUUAUCACCCACUGUGCGCACUUAAAGUUUUCAGGACUGAUGACCAUUGGGGAAAUGAAUCAUGACUGGAGUCAACGUCCCAAUCCUGAUUUCACUACUUUGGUUGACUGUCGCAAGGAUAUUUGUGAGAAACUAAGUCUUAGCCUUGAGAAUGUUGAAUUGAGUAUGGGAAUGUCAAGUGAUUUUGAGGAAGCUAUUUUAAUGGGAAGUACAAAUGUUCGAGUGGGUAGUACCAUAUUUGGUGCAAGGCAACCCAAACAGGCAAGCAAUGUUUCUUCAAUGCAGGGGAGCACUCAGCUUACCUCACAGGAGGCAAAUUUAUCUGAUGCAUCACAACAGAAUGUUACCAAGGAUGGCUUACCAAACCUGGCCGCAUUGAACACAGACAAUUCAACUGAUAGAGAUUCACACACUGCACUCAACAGUACUACAUAACAACACCACCGUUUUCAUCUUUUUUGAUCUUCUUCAACCUUGAACACUAGACGAGUUUCCCUCAAUUGGAAGAUCGAUAUUUUGUUGAGAUAUUUAAAAAAUGUUUGAAUCGGAAGCAAACUCAGUGGUUGGAGGUGAAUUCUUCCUGUGUUCGUGUCAACAUUCAAGUGCUAUAUCCUGAUGUUGAAAUGCUGUGAGAAGAAAAUUCCAAAUUCAAUUUGUAGCACAGAUUGAUUCCUUAACAUUUGCUUAUAUUAAACUUGAAGCUAUACUAGCUUAUGUAAUACUGAAGACACAUCAUCAUGAGUAACUUAUUUAAGAAUUGCCAUGAAAAGGCGGUCGAAGGGACUUACUUAGUUUUAUGUUGACUUUGCCUUCUAUGUGUACGUAUAAAGAUGGGGAAAUGGGUUUUAGCUGGUUAUAAGAAAUUCAUUUUCAACUACUUGCCGACCUUUUCUUGCCACUAAUGGUUUCGAUGCCGGUUUAAAAAUGGGAGAAAGAAGUUUUAAGUUUUUGUCUCGUUAUAUUAACGUAUUUUCGCCGAAGCACUGAGAAAAGUAAAAUUAUAACUAUA